AUGUGCAACGGCGUCGAGCGGCGUCGAGCGGCGUCGAAGAUGGACGACGGAAAGACUCGUGCCGAAGCUCUGAUCGACAUCACUGUUCGUUCACACAAGCCGCUACAGCUACACUGUACCAUUGUCCUUGAAUUGAUCGUAAAGUCGGGCGAAGCUCGGACAGUUGGCGUCGGAGUUGGGUGUGCUCUCCCCAACCUCGCCAAAAUCACAAAGUGGCCGGUCUUUUAG
This is a messenger RNA of Pseudozyma hubeiensis SY62, 228 nucleotides long. RefSeq names its product RNA polymerase III subunit. The coding region runs from base 1 to 228 and encodes 75 amino acids. NCBI's taxonomy places the organism in Eukaryota, Fungi, Basidiomycota, Ustilaginomycetes, Ustilaginales, Ustilaginaceae. The record is from RefSeq and is a predicted model, not a curated record. The transcript has a single exon.